GAUAACAUAACAUAUCAUAACACAACAUAGAUGGGCACCGGAUCUUCCGCCAAGAGCACCGAACAAGACAACGGCGUUCGAGACAGAAUCGACAGCGGCGAAUUUCAAAAGGUGUCCCCUCCCGGUUCUCCUAGCUUCGAGUCCAACACGAAGACAGACGAAAUGUCCUACUCGGGAAUCCUCGUGGAAAAACCCGACGAGACCGGCGGCAAAGAGCAGCCGCCUACGGCAAAGACCGGCGUUCCCUCCUCCGAGGGUGCCAUCUUUGCCGCCGAUCUCACAUCGCCUCCCAUCUCCAAUCGGUCCAAGGGCCGGACCAAGACGGGCGGCGGGGCGGCGGAUUCCUCGCGGGCACAGGCCCAGCCCCGCCGCAUCGUGAAAGCCACCCCGCCUCCCAGGGUGGCUCCCCAAGCCGCCCAAGAAAGCGGGACGGGGGCCUCGAGUGUGAGUGUGCACUCGGGGAAGAGCAACCACAGCAACCACAACGCUGCUCCCCUUUCCUCCCCGAUUGGCAACAAUGCCAACGCCGCCAACGAGUUGCUGGAGGAAUCCAUCGAAAAAAACGAUCCCAAAACCAAGCAGCGCGAGAGACACACCAGCCGGCAAAAGAACGAUAGGGAGCGUCUCCUCAAGGAAAAGCGCAGCCAGCGAACGGCAGAGGCAAACGCAAGCGGAACCGGCGAGAAACAGAAACCAAGGGUCGAGGCCAAUCCUUUUUCCCGGUUCCUCAGCGCCUUCAGCGUCGAUGCCAACCCAAAGCACAAACGCAAGGAACAGUCCACCGCCGAUGCCGAGAACAAACGACUGAAGUACGGCUUCCAGGACACGAGCGGGACCCACGGCGGCGCUGCUUCCGACGACACACCCGCGGCGGCCGCUGCCGUUGAGGACAGCAGCAGCAGCACACGAGAGGAAAAGGAAGCGACUCUCCCCUCGCUUCUUUCCUCGCCCUGGAUGGCGGCCGCAGCGGCGGCCGUGGCCUUGCUGGUCGUUGCCAUUGCCAAGGGAAGCCGAAAGAAAUAGGAGGAGUGAACGAACAAAUAAACAAACCAACAAACG
Molecule: messenger RNA, 1059 nt
Organism: Pseudo-nitzschia multistriata
Lineage: Eukaryota; Bacillariophyta; Bacillariophyceae; Bacillariales; Bacillariaceae
Source: the annotation of a GenBank genome assembly